Messenger RNA from Eublepharis macularius, 3160 nucleotides. It is a transcript of the gene TMEM102, whose product is annotated as transmembrane protein 102. The record is from RefSeq and is a predicted model, not a curated record. The transcript has 2 exons. NCBI's taxonomy places the organism in Eukaryota, Metazoa, Chordata, Lepidosauria, Squamata, Eublepharidae. Bases 826 to 2037 code for a protein of 403 amino acids.
GCGGUUUUUUGUGCUGAGACCAGGCAGCCCGGGGGCGGAAGGGCUCGUACGAAGCAGGCCUGGCAAUGCCUUCGCGUUAAAAUCCUUCUAAGAUUUUUUUUUUAAAAAAAACCCUACAAUUCCCAGCAUUCUUCGUUGGGCCUAUUGGAAAACCCCUUUCGCGAGGGAGUGGGGGGCUCCAUUCCACAGGCGGCGCUGUGCCCUCCUUGGCACUUGGCUACACCCGCAGAGAAAUCAGCGCGCAGGCACCCCCCCCCCCAGGGCAUCUGGGAGGCGCUUGGGCAAAGACCACCUUGCACAAGGGGGGGGGGCGCUCCGGGAGGAGUCUCCAAAGGACUACAUUUCCCAGAAUGCGUUGGGAUAUGCAGCGAGGGAGCUCUGGAAAGACUACAUUUCCCAUGGCUCCCGGGAGUCCCUGGGUGGGUGUGGCCUCCGCUUGGCCAGGUAGCCGCAGGUGAGUGGGCUGGGGUGCUGGCGCUCUGAUGAGUUGCGGAAAUCCGGAUGAAGGUGCUGGGACUCCCCAACUGCUGGGGGAUGGCUGCCCUCUCCAGCACACGGGCGGGCGGGGGCGGUAGCGGGAGGGCGCCGGCCGUUCGCUUCUGCGCCACUCAAGGGGUCCGGUGAGCCCCCUGGUCCCUCAGCUCGCCCUGCUCCCUCGUGCUCCAGUUUCCUCCUUAGUCCCUAGUUCUGGUUUAAGCAGGUUGGCCGGGAAAGAGCUCCGGACAAGAGGGAGCGCCCCCCUCCCCCCUUCUUGCGCCGUCUCCAAGCAAAGUUCCUUGAAGAUCUCCCUUUUCUUUGCAUCCGCCUGAAAAGAGAGGGGGCGGCAUGGCUUCCCCCCCGGAGGGCCACCCGCUGAAGCCAGCUCCAGCCAAACCUCUCACGGACCUGGACUUUCACUCUGGAGCGCGAGUGGAGGAGUUGAACCAACUCAUCCAAGAAUACGAAGCCAGGAACCCAGGCGUCCGGGAAGCCCCUGAACUGCACCAGGCAAAGGAUGCCGUCUUCUCACUCUUAGGUGUGGUUCAGAACUCGGAUGGGAAGCUUCCAGCGGUCAAUCGAUACCUGAUUCUCUCUGGAGGGGUCCAGCAGGGCACCGUCGAUGUGGACCUGGGUGUCCCUCACCACCUUUCCCCUGGAAGAGACUAUGAUUCUGACUUCACCCUCCUGGUGCCAGUUCUGAAUGCGGCCGGGGUCCCCAUCACCUUGGACAUGAAGCAGAGUCCACCUGGCCAUACCCAGAUCAGCCUCCAGCCCUUUGACCCCAGCACACUGCGCCGCUGGUCGGACUGUUGCUUGGGAGAGGAGGCCUACCUGUCUGCCCAGCUGGUGUCCGCCUGGUUUGCCCGCUCCUUCGCUUCUGCGGCCAAAGGCGUGAGAGUCGAGCUCCGCGGCUGUGUCACUUCGGUGGUUGUCUCCGUCGGACACUAUCGAGUUCUCUACGAUAUUGUCCCAGUCGUGGCCUUUAAAGGGUGGCCGGAAGUUGCCCAGCCUUGGCUGUCGCAGGCCCAUUUCUGGGAUGGCAAGCUGAGGGAUGAGGAAGUCGCUGGUGGCUUUUACCUCCUGCCGUCCACCUCUGGUGUCAGUUGGCGCCUGGCAUUUUCGGCCAGCGAGUGGCGUCUCAGGAGGACUCUGCCCCUUCCUUUGCUUCAGGCUUUCCGAGCUGCCACGGCGGUUCUUGGCGGCCACUUUUCCAUGGGCUUGCGGCCGUACCACCUCUUCACCCUGGUGCUGCAGGCCUGUGAGCGGCUGCCUGGUAGCUAUCUUGGCCGUGAGGAGAAUGCCGCCCAUGCCUGGCUGGGCCUGCUGGAUGACCUCUCUGCCUGCUUAGUCCACCGGUGCCUUCCUAACUACUUCCUUCCCCCCUGGAACCUUCUGGAAGGCCUUUCCCAUGGAGACAUGGAGUCUCUGGCGCAGGAGCUGGCCAGGGUGAGGGCCAACCCUUCCAAGUUCCUCCGCCGAGCUGUGGAAGGGGCAAAGGAAGCUAAAAGGUUAGCCAAAGCUUUUCAAAAGCAGAAUGCCUCCACUGUUGUCUCGUAACUCCCUCGCUGGGACUGGUGUUGGUUGGCGAGGGCAGAUGUGUGCCAUCGCACCUCAGGCACUACGGCUGGAAAUUGACACCUGCCAAGUGCUUGCGUGCGUCACCCCCACUCCCAGGUUCUGGGGUUUCUGAGCUGCCUUGCCUAGAGUCUCUAACAGAAAGAAUAUUGGGAUGGGGAUUUUUGAGGGACCCUUGCGUCCCCCACUUCUGUGGGCCACCGAGUUCGGCAGGGACUUGGGAGACUGAACACUGGAAUUCUUUUCUGCUGGUGAAGGCAAUGGCCACCCGCAAAGGUGGGCAGAUGACAGCCCUGGGGCCAUGUCUGGACCGCAAGUGGUUGGGACCGUCAGCCUGCCAAGCGGCAGGAUCCUCUCAGAGCCGCUCAAGGGCCCUUCCGAGCAAGAUCCCCACUUGGGUGUCUGCCCUCAGCUGAGGGCUCGAAGUUGGAAAUUGGCUCAUCUUAUUUUCAGUGGUAUCCUCAAAUGAGGUCAGAGACCUAGAGGUGACCUCGAGGUAGAAAAUUUGUCUCCUGGUAAGGGAGAGGGAGGGGCAUCUCAUGUGGGGGGGGUGCGUUCUGGGUGUUCCUCCCACAUUGUGCCUUAAGCUGACCUUUUUCCUGCCAAAUGUCACCUCCCCCCCCCCCGCCCUUGAUAUCGAAGGGAUGUGUGAGAAUGCUCCAAAUUGCCAUUUUAUUCUAGUCCAUCAGCAUCUAACAGAGUUCUGCCAAAGAGGAGCUCUAACGUUGCUGAUGGCGGCAGCGAGACCAGGAGAUCUUCAGGCUAAAAGUAAACUGGGAUUCCUGAGAGGGGGAGUUUCUGGAGGGGGGGCCCCCCACAACUUCUGCUUCAGUACCACAGCCAAAGGUUGACAAACCAAAGGCCAGAAAGUGGCUGCCAGAGUCAUAAAGGAUCCUUGAUAGACAAUUAGGGUAUCAAUGCAAUAUGUUUAUAAGGAAUAUGGCUGAACUUCCAAUUUAAAAUAACUUCUCUAUGAAUGUAAACGUAUAAAGAAAACAAUCCUGAUAUUAUUUUUAUACAACGGUAAUGAGAUUUUGUGGGGGGAGGGGACCAGAGGAUGUUUUGUACCCACUGCAAAAAAUUACAUUAAAGGGUGAACUUGAAA